This is a messenger RNA of Octopus bimaculoides (California two-spot octopus), 2166 nucleotides long. RefSeq names its product zwei Ig domain protein zig-2. The record is from RefSeq and is a predicted model, not a curated record. Gene Ontology annotation, biological process: cell-cell adhesion. Lineage: Eukaryota; Metazoa; Mollusca; Cephalopoda; Octopoda; Octopodidae.
GUUGGUUAGCUUGCAACCGGUGGCCACUUAAGUAAGCGUCAUAUACCAUACCGCUGACAACAGACCACGACAGAAGAGAUAAAGAAACAAUUAUAAGAAAAGAUAUUUAUCAAGAUAAAAAAUCAUGAAAACUACUUCGAUAGUCGUUUUGAUUCUGUAUUACUGGCUAGGAUGUUGCUAUAGUUACAGAGACAUUUACAAAAAACAGAGAAGUCCCUUUAGGAGAAACUGGUAUCAACAAAAUCGAGUUGGAAGCAAACGCGUUCGAUCUCCGCUCGCCGGGAAGUUACAUUUUUCAUCAACUCCUGAAGAGCAGAAAAUAGUGUCAAUAGGAGAGUCGUUCACACUUAGCUGUGAUAUCAUCAGUAAACCUCACGCCAAUAUGUACUGGAAUAAGAACGGUGUGCGAAUACCACAGGGUGCCUCCUCAAACCUUGUCGAUGAGCAAAGAUAUGAAGAUAAAGUCAGCGCUCACCGGCGACCUAGGGUACGUCAAAGUUCACAGAUGCUGCAACUGUUCAUUGACUGUUUCACACCUGAGAAAGCUGGAACAUAUGAAUGCGUAGCUGAAACGGAUUCACAUCGUAUUUCACAUUCAACUGUAGUCGAAACUGCUUGUCCUGUCACUGGUCAGAAUUCGUAUGGUGCAGAUUUUCUUUUUCGAAUUCUCAACUACAUGCUAUGUUCCGGAAGAUUUCCAGCAAAGGAACAAUGUAAUUCUAACGGAAUGGGAGCUCGUAUUUAUUCCUAUACCACUUAUCGCAUUGAGAAGUCUGGCACAGCUGUCCAGUUAAGUUGCCGAGCUCAAGGUACUCCAACACCAACAAUUAGCUGGUACAAGGACAAGAAAAAGAUUCUACCAAGCACGUCUGGUUACAAGUUGCUAGCAAAUGGUGAUCUGGUUCUUGAAAGCUGGCAUUUGAAUGAACACUUCUUCUUAUUUACAUGUAAAGCUGAAAAUGAUUUUGGUAAUGAUUCUAUUUCAUCAAGCGUAUAUUUGGUUUCAAAUAAAAAAUAAUUUAACAUACCAUUUUCGGGAAGGGGAAACUUAUGGAAAUAGCACCCACUGUAACCCAACACUAAGCCAAAAAUAAAAUUUAAAAAAUGAAAGCUGAGAGAAAGAAAAGAAGAGAGAAAAGAAAGUAAGAUAUAAUGACAGGGAGAAAGAAAUAAAGAAGGAAAGGAGGAAGAAGGAAUGACAGACAGACUUGAAGAAAAGGAACAUUUAAAACAAAAUAUUUAUGAUAGCUGAUAAAUUAAGAAUCAUACGAAUAGACACCUUAAAACUAUCUGGCUAGUGAAAGCUGACAUGAAAAACUAUAUGAUGAACUAAUAAUAAAAGAAGUAAAAAAAAAAAAGAAAACACAAAGUGCUCUCCCUUGGAAUGCUUCUUUUUAUUAUAAUUUUUCUUUUUUCAUUUUUUUUUUUGACGAGUAGUUUUCAAUUCCAGUUAAAAAAUACAUAUAAGCAUACAAAGAUAAAUGAAAAACAAUAACUAAACAAAACACAUCCUAGUCACAAAUUGUUCAUUUAAUCGUUAUUUAUAAAACAUAAGCAACUAUACACAUAGAUUACGACACAAUAAUUAAGUAGAAAAGUAAAUGUGAAAAGUUUAAAAUCAAGCACACGUAUACCGCACAGACACAGACACACACACACACACGUACAUAUCUUCAUGUACAUAAACACAUGCACACACAGUAUAUAAAGAGUAAAAAAAAUUAAUUCUAUCCUUUUUUUUUAAAUUUACAACAAUCGUUUUAUUUCAUCUGCCUUCUUUCAAUGCAAAGAAAAAAGAAAAACAGGAAAAAAAAAUAUUUAUUUGUGAAAUUUUAUUUUUGUAAAUUAUCCCUACCUUCGCUUCCUACUAUUACCACUACUAAUAUACACUACUACUACUACACCAAUACCACCACCAUCACAAAUAUUACCACAGACCACCCUCUUCCCAUUCCAACAAACAAAACCAUGUUACAGAAUACUUCUGUUACUGUUGUUGCAAUUUUUGUUGUUGUUGCUGCUGUUUUUGUAUUUGUUAAAUCCUAAGUUAUUAUCAUUUUAUUUCUCACUUUUAACAUUACUAUCAUUAUUUUAUUAUUAUUAUUAUUAUUAUUAUUAUUAUUAUUAUUAUUAUUAUCAUUUAAGAAAAAUAUUAUUUACAUUGUU